AUGUCCACAGCAGAGAGUCAGCCGUGGGUUGAGCGCUACCGUCCUAAAUCAAUUGAUGAAGUGGCUUCACAACAGCAUGCCGUGAAUGUACUUCGAAAAGCACUCACGUCGGCAAACCUGCCUCACAUGCUGUUCUAUGGUCCACCGGGAACGGGAAAAACCUCUACAAUUCUAGCCUUGGCUCGACAACUAUAUGGGCCAGAAUUGAUGCGCUCGCGAGUGCUUGAACUGAAUGCAUCAGACGAGCGCGGUAUUUCCGUUGUGCGAGACAAGAUUAAGUCUUUUGCACGAGCUGCUGUGUCUGCGCCUAAUCCAGACUACCCAUCACCGCCAUACAAAAUCGUCAUACUUGAUGAGGCUGACAGUAUGACACAGGACGCCCAAGGCGCCCUUCGUCGAAUUAUGGAACAGUACAGCCGUAUCACUCGAUUCUGUCUGGUAUGCAAUUAUGUGACCCGCAUUAUCGAGCCUGUAGCGUCGCGCUGCAGCAAGUUUCGUUUCAGGCCCUUGGAUGUCGCCAGCACAGAGGCACGUCUGCUGCACAUAGCCCAGAUGGAAGGCUUGCGGCUAAAUCCUGAUCUGGUGCCUGUACUGAUACGCUCAUCAGAAGGGGACAUGCGUCGGAGCAUUACAUAUCUACAAUCCAUUGCUCGUCUGGCAUCUGCACGCGGUGGUGACGUGCGAGAUAUGUCUCCUACAACAGUUAGUGAGCUUGCUGGUGCGGUGCCGACAUAUGUGAUUCAGUCACUUGUGCGCGCAAUUGGUAUCGAUUCUGAUGAUAUAAAUGAUGAAUUGCCUCCGCGUGCCACUGGUAGCACCGACUUUGACGUGAUUGAGCGUGCUGUUCGACAUGUUGUUCGAGAAGGCUACUCCAGCUUACAGGUCGUUCUUCAACUACAUGACUAUAUUAUCUCGCAUCCGCUCCUCUCUGCCAAGCGAAAAACGAAAUGCGCUCUUCACUUGGGUGCAACAGACAAGUCUCUCAUGGACGGCGGCGAGGAAAGUCUUCAAUUGCUGGCAUUGUGCCUGGCCCUCCACGAGGAUGUUAUAGGACCACCCUAA
Messenger RNA from Malassezia globosa CBS 7966, 1062 nucleotides. RefSeq lists its product as uncharacterized. Gene Ontology annotation, cellular component: nucleus; DNA replication factor C complex. The coding region runs from base 1 to 1062 and encodes 353 amino acids. NCBI's taxonomy places the organism in Eukaryota, Fungi, Basidiomycota, Malasseziomycetes, Malasseziales, Malasseziaceae. The record is from RefSeq and is a predicted model, not a curated record. Gene Ontology annotation, molecular function: DNA binding; DNA clamp loader activity; ATP binding. Gene Ontology annotation, biological process: DNA repair; DNA-templated DNA replication. The transcript has 5 exons.